Messenger RNA from Stegastes partitus (bicolor damselfish), 700 nucleotides. RefSeq names its product cytochrome C oxidase assembly factor 5 (gene coa5). Gene Ontology annotation, biological process: mitochondrial respiratory chain complex IV assembly. The transcript is spliced from 3 exons. NCBI's taxonomy places the organism in Eukaryota, Metazoa, Chordata, Actinopteri, Pomacentridae. Gene Ontology annotation, cellular component: mitochondrion. The coding region runs from base 131 to 358 and encodes 75 amino acids. The record is from RefSeq and is a predicted model, not a curated record.
AUGCCGUUUCAGAAACAUGGUGGCUCACAGUUUUCAUAACAGCACCGAUGUCACUGCUGGUAACUAGAAGAUUCCUGCACUUGAGAGUUUAUUAUUAAGGCAUAACUGGUGUUAAAGGUAAUUCGGAACAAUGCCGAAAUAUUACGAGGAUAAAGAGGAGGACCACAGAGCCUGCGCCGGUAUCAGAGAAGACUUCAAGGCUUGUCUCCUUCAGCACGACUGUGUUGUUAAGGAGGGAAAGAUGCCCAGUGAGUGCCUGAAGGAAGGCCACUGCAAAGCACUGCAGACAUCAUUCUUUGAGUGCAAGAGGUCAAUGCUGGACACAAGGUCGAGAUUCAGAGGAAGGAAAGGAGAUUGAGGAGCCAACUGAAUGCCAAUGCAGCCGCAUGGUUGAGUGAAAGCUGGAUGAGCAGCUGUGAAUACUUGAACUUGCUCAUGUGUCAGCGUACGCUCAGCGUUGCAAAAGCCCCAUCUGAUGAACAUGUGUGAGGAAAGUGGAACCCAAAGGACAACUAAAUAUGAAAGAAAUGUUCACAGUGACACAAAACAGGAUCAUUAGCAGAGCUGCUGAUGGGCUGAAGUUUUGGGCAUCUUGAUUCCUUGUGAGAAAAAUGUGCUACGCUGGAUGAAUGAGUAUGUUGAGUGUAAUGAUAAACAACUGCAAAAACAAAUAAUGAAUAAAAUGUAAAAUAACAAUUUC